Molecule: messenger RNA, 3159 nt
Organism: Dendronephthya gigantea
Lineage: Eukaryota; Metazoa; Cnidaria; Anthozoa; Malacalcyonacea; Nephtheidae
Exons: 9
Coding region: 140-2548 (802 amino acids)
Biological process (GO): signal transduction
Source: RefSeq, a predicted model, not a curated record
UGUAAAUAAACAUGCAUAUAACAACCCCAGCUUGACCUCUUGAGAAAGGCGAUUUCUCAUCGCAGAGAUUAAGUGUGUAAACUUUAAAGAUAAAAUAAUGUUCUAAGGAAAAUAACUCAUUCAUCCAAGCCCAGCUGUCAUGGGCCAUUCAGUGUCGAAAGGUCGGCGAACCUUGGAGAAUGCCAGUCUUGAACGUGAUGUGACUUACUUACGAGGGCAAAUCACUAAACACGAGGAAGCUUAUGGUAAACUUCAACGUGAACACGAACAACUCAAGGACGAGGUUAGCAAACAGACACAAGAGUUUGAAAAAGUCAAGGAAGAAAAUAUAAAGCUAAAGAAAGCUUUAAGUUCUUCUUCUGUUUCCCAAGAUAACAACGCAGUCGUAUCUCAAACUGAGGUUAAACCGAAGAUUGAAGACCACAUUUCUGAGGUUAAACCGAAGAUUGAAGACCACAUUUCUGACACAGAUUCCGGUGUAAGUGUGGAACAGACCAGGCAUUUGAAAGUCGGAGACAAGGUUUUAUCUCUUCACCAAUCCUGGUCGUACUAUACUGCAACUAUUGCGUCAUUUGAUGUCAAAACUUUGAUGUACACCGUCAACUGGGAUGAUGGCGAUCCAACAGGAAGAGUGCAGAAAUAUUUUAAUGUUGCUCAGAAUAAAACGCCGAAUGCAGAUGACAUUGGCAUGGGAACCUUGGUUUUAUUUCCUCAGGGUCAUUAUGCUGGUACCGAGGGUAAUAAUACCGGGGGGAUCAGAUAUCACCAGGGUCGCAUUACCCGGGUGUAUAAAGGUCCUCUCGGAAUGAAAAAAUACGAUGGCGUGCACACGAAAGGAGAAAAUGAUGGUAAAUGGGUGACCUACAAGGGAUACAGUUAUGAAUUUAAGGGUCUUAUGAGGAAAGAUCUCCGCGUGUCCCCUAAUAUCCUCGAUAUAUUAAAUGCCCAGGGGAUGUCCGGGGACGAGGGCAGCGAAGGGGAUCAAAUGGGAGUAACACAGGAUAACGAUGGAUCCGAGUACGAUGUGUUUAUAUCGUAUUCUAAGCUCAAUAGUAACUUGGCUCUUGAAAACGGUGAGGUCGGAGCAGGGAGACUGGAUAAGAGUGUUGAGGAGCAAAAAUCUCUAAAUAGCAGAGCCAGCGAUCCUCGUUGGAUUAAACAGCAGCUAGUGAAGUGUGGUCUACGAGUAUGGCUGGAUGAGUCAAAAGAACCAGUUGAACUUAGCAAUGUCGUUACUAUCAUGAAAAGAUGUAAAGUUAUAAUAUCUUGUAUCAGUAAUGAGUAUGCAAACAGCGAUAAUACCAGGAUGGAACUGCAAUUUACCAAGAAAACAAUAAAGAAGCCGAUCUUACCGAUAGUGGUCGGAGGAGGAGAAUGGGAAUGGCAAAUGACAGUCGUUGGUUUGCUGAUAGCCGGGGAAUUAUACAUUGAUUUCACGAACUCAAGUGUAGCAGCUGCCAAGAUUGAGCAACUGGUUGAGGCAUUGUCUAAGCAUGUUGAUAUGCCCAAUAAACCGCUUCAAGAAUCACCAACGAAAUCCAGCGAAGAAACGAAAGCUCCUGAGGUGUUCAUAAGUUAUUGUUGGACAAACUCAAUGACUGCUUUUAACGCUAAGGAAAUCAAGCAGUGUGUUGGAAACCAAUACAAUGACCCCAGACGCAUAUACACUGAUCUCACAGAGAGAAAUAUUACUGGAUGGAUUGAUAUUCGUCAGUUAACCAGUGCAGCAACCGAGUCGAUUGGAAUGUUCGAGCAAAUUGCCAAAGGGUUAUCGAGCUCAAAACUCAUCCUGGUUUUUGUGAGCGAUGAAUAUUCGCAGAGUGACAAUUGUCGCAUGGAAUUCCAGUUUGCCUUGAAAUCACUGAAGAAGAAAGUCGUGCCAAUCAUUGUAGGAACUGGGGAUAAGUGGAACAACACAAUCAUUGGCAUGCUGGUCAGUGGUUGUGACGUGGAUACCAUUGACAUGCGCGAGAUACAGGCUAAUGACUACGAGAGGAAACUGGAUGAGAUUAUGCAGCACUGUUCCGUUGUGCAGGACACUAACUACCAGUCCCCAACAAAAGAGCGCACUUAUCGUGCUCCUAAAAUUGGCGAUAAAGUGAUCUGUCAUCACUUCAAAUGGGCGUAUUUCCCAGCGACAAUCGUGGCGUUUGAUAAGAAAACGUUUGAGUACACCGUUGAUUGGGAUGAUGGCGAUCCUAGCGGUAGACAGGAAUCUUAUAAAAAUGUUGCUUUGAAUUCCGUGCCUCGUUCAGAUGAAAUAGCAGUUGGAACUAUUGUAUUCUUUCCUCAGGGUUCAUACUCUGGUUCUGAAGGAAACAAUACUGGUGGCGUGCGCUACCAUCAAGGCCAGGUGUCUAAAAUAUACACAAAAGCAGGAGAGACAUUUUAUGAUGGCGUGCACACGAAGGGAGAGAAUGAGGGCAAGUGGAUCACAUAUCAACAAUAUAGUUAUCAGUUUACUGGUAUGAGAUUGAAAGAUUUAAGGAUUGCUCCUAACGCAAUGGACGCCAUGAUGGCAAUAGAGAAACAGGCAGCACAAUUAUGAGACUGCACAGGCAUGAAGCCAUGAACCUACACGAACAAUUAACUGCACAGCAUCCAGGGAGUUGAGAAAUCCUUUAGCAAAGAUAUAAUUAAUAAAGCCUUUUCUGCUAAGCAGAGAUCGCAUUUUGCGCAAUCAAUAUUUAUACCUCAUGAAUGAUUUAAAGUUAUCUCCAUUCUUCAACAUUUUUAAAUGACAAUCUUUUUAGUCCAGGACUAGUCAACACACCAUCAUAUAGGUAUAGAUGUAACGUACGUGUAUCAAGCAAUAUUCUGCUAACUGUAGGAUAUCUUAUUGAAGAAAUCAUAUCUCAAGCAAUUACGCUAAGCAAGACUAUUAGUAUUAAAUAAUAAAUGACUUGCCACAAACGUUUUAAUACAUGAAUAUUAAAUUGUAAAAUAAGUGAAUAACCUUAUAACAUCACAUGUAGUUCAGAUGGUAUAAAAUACGAUCAUAAUAAGAACGUACAUACUCGGGUUUUCUGUACUUUUCCUGCCGCGGGAAAGUCUAUAUCUAGGAAAAGUUUAAACUAAAAAUUGAGGAAGAAUUCCUGUGGAGGAUAAAAUUUACGAUGGGUUAAUAUCGUCUUAUAUUUAUCGCAAUAAAUUAUAAUG